UGCGGGUUACAUUUUACGCGGUCACACUGGCAUGCCAGUGUUGACCAACUAGAAAAACAUAGACUCAUGAAUAUUCAACUUGCAUUGCGUAAUCGGGUUCUAACUUAUUAUUCAUGAGGUCGAUCAGUCUCAGAGUUGCUGUUUUGAGAGCGUCAGCUCAGCAGGCACAGUUCGUCUUCGUGUUUGUGUGUUAUUAUGUGAUUUAUGAGGUUUUGCUGUGUCCUUCAAAUAUGGAUAGGGUCCUGAUAUCAGUAAAACUAAUUCAAUCUCAGAAAUUGAGUAAAUGUGCAGAAAAUGCAACAGUAAUGACAGUGCAUAUCAACCCGUCGCAAAAUGGUGGCGAACUGCGGAGUGAGGUGGCUCGCCUAUCGGGGCAGUCCCCCGCUGAUAUCCGUCUGGUCUUCGCUGGAAAAUUGAUAGAUGACGUGCAAAUAAUGGAGGAUCUGAGGAUAUGUGAGAACACAAUGAUACAUGCUGUUCCUGCUCAGAGGAUUCAAUGUCACAGUGAUGGACCCAAGACGAUCAAAGAUGAAGGAGUCAAACCACAACCAGUGCAUGUUCUCAUGGAGUCGAGGAUAAUAGAUGAAGAUCAGAGAAGUCCUGAAACUCCUGAUGUUGAUCUUGCGUCAUCCCUUCAUCCUAGCUUCUAUGUGUAUUGUAAGAGUCAUUGCCGCUCAGUCCAGCCCGGCAAGCUCAGAGUAUGCUGUCAAACCUGCAAGGAUAAUGCUUUUAUUGUCAAAGAGGAUCCUGUAUGCUGGGAUGAUGUGAUUCUCUCUAAUAGGAUAUCAGGAAGCUGCCUUGUACCAGGAUGCCAAGGUCAAAAAGCUGAAUUCUUCUUCAAAUGUUCAUCCCAUGCAUCAUCAGUGAAUGAUCAAUUCACAGUCCUACCACUAGUAAAGACCAACACAAGAAGGGUUAUAUGCAUCACAUGUGCAGAUAUAUUAACAUCAGUAUUAGUCUUCCCAUGUUCAGCAUCUCAUGUGAUGUGUUUAGACUGUUUUAGACAGUACUGCAGAUUGUGUUUAGAUGAGAGGAGGUUCAUUCAGAGUCCUGAGCUAGGAUACACAUUACCAUGCCCAGCUGGAUGUGAAGAUUCUCUCAUCAAAGACACACAUCAUUUCCUGGUGCUGGGAAAAGAACAGUAUGCCCGAUACAAGAGAUUUGGUACUGAGGAGUAUCUUCUGAGUGAGGGUGGGGUCCUGUGCCCCUCCCCAGGGUGUGGGGCUGGUAUUCUACCAGAGUCUGAUGGUGAGAGCAGAGUGGAAUGCCUGCAGGAGGAAGGCUUUGGAUGCGGGUUUGUCUUCUGCCGGAACUGUCAUGAAGCUUACCACGAAGGGGAGUGCGGACAGAGGAUAGAAGAGCCUCAUGGUCAGAGAGGGUCGGGGUCAGAGGUCGACAUGGAGAGGGAGAGAAGAGCAAGAUGGGAGAGUGAGGAGAGUAAGCGAACCAUAGGAGAGACAAGUAAACCUUGUCCAAACUGUAAAGUGCCUGUAGAGAGAAAUGGGGGAUGCAUGCAUAUGAUAUGCAGUCGUACCCAGUGCAAGUAUGAGUGGUGUUGGAUAUGUGGUAUCGAGUGGAACAUGGGGUGUCUGGAAGAUCACUGGUUUGGUGCAGGAUUUCUAUUGUGACAUCACAAUGUGAAUGCAACAUUACCCAUUAUGAUAUACUUUAACUCUCUCCUGCUGUGCAAUGAAUCACAUCUCAUAUCAAUCGCUUCUGCUAUGUAUUAAGAAUUAUUUAAAAAUACAAAUACAAUUAUUCUUU
Messenger RNA from Strongylocentrotus purpuratus (purple sea urchin), 1764 nucleotides. It is a transcript of the gene prkn, whose product is annotated as E3 ubiquitin-protein ligase parkin. Lineage: Eukaryota; Metazoa; Echinodermata; Echinoidea; Camarodonta; Strongylocentrotidae. The record is from RefSeq and is a predicted model, not a curated record. Gene Ontology annotation, biological process: regulation of cellular response to oxidative stress; positive regulation of proteasomal ubiquitin-dependent protein catabolic process; autophagy of mitochondrion. Bases 114 to 1628 code for a protein of 504 amino acids. The transcript is spliced from 10 exons. Gene Ontology annotation, molecular function: ubiquitin protein ligase activity; zinc ion binding; ubiquitin conjugating enzyme binding. Gene Ontology annotation, cellular component: cytoplasm; mitochondrion; endoplasmic reticulum.